This is a messenger RNA of Antechinus flavipes (yellow-footed antechinus), 3373 nucleotides long. It is a transcript of the gene KHK, whose product is annotated as ketohexokinase. The record is from RefSeq and is a predicted model, not a curated record. Gene Ontology annotation, molecular function: ketohexokinase activity. Gene Ontology annotation, biological process: fructose metabolic process. Lineage: Eukaryota; Metazoa; Chordata; Mammalia; Dasyuromorphia; Dasyuridae. The transcript has 6 exons. The coding region runs from base 2343 to 3164 and encodes 273 amino acids.
AAAGUUAGCCUCUAUAAUAAGGAUGGAGGAAGAUAUAUUACUGAAGGUCUCCAUAUAGGAGGGGAAAAAUAAUGGUCCUCAAAGAUUGACUAUAAAUUUUGCUCUCUCAAGGAUCUCAUUUGCCAUUUCUGGCAAAUGUCUCUUCUUUAAAUGAAAUUGAAUUAAACAAUGUCUAAGAUCCAUCUGUAGCUUUAAGAGGGGUAGGAAGAUGGAAGAAAAAGGUAUCUCUGCGGACAGUUGUAUAAGAUUUUUAGUUCCUGGAAUAUUUAAUUCGAGUCUUCUGCUUAUUAAGGCUUUAUUUCCAGAGAUAUCUAGCUUUUUGCCCUUGCUUGUUUCCUUAGCUAUUCCCUAUUGCUGGGUGUUUUUUUUUUCUCCUGUUCUGUUUCUCUGCUUCUUUUCAGAUCAAUCAACAUGGUUUCUACUGUUAAAAAAAAAUCUUUAAUAGAACAUAAGCUCCCUGAAGGAAAGGACUUAAGAUUUUUGUCUCUGUAUCACUAGUACCUAAUACUACAUUUGAUAUACAAUAGUUUCUUAAAUUGUUGCAGUGAAUGAAUAUAUAACUCUUGAACUAAUAUGCUAAUCUUAGGUUAGGUACUUCUUGGAUUAGAAUGCACUCUCCCUUUCCUUUCUUUAUGCUCCUUGGGUGUAAACAUCUGUGAAGAGGCUGAGGGGGGAAAAACAAGAGCAUUUCCUCUUUGCUAAACAUGUUUAGAAUACCCUGCUGCUAAGUAUGCUGAACCAUUGAAAGGGACCUGUCCAAGGUAAUCCACAAAGUACAUAGUAAAGUUGUAACUUCUACAUCUCCCCACUAUCAGUUGACCAUUAUUGUAGCAUGUGGUCUGUCCUGCCCCUUUGUCAGACAUUACAAGUACCCAAGAGCCCUUUGACCUGAGGCUCAGUACAUUUAGUGAGUGUUUAUCAGAAAGGUGAGGCCCAAACUUUGCCCAAUGUGGGCAGUAGGGCAAUCUGCCAGGUUACCGAGCUGUGGUGCACCAGCCCUUUGUACCCCCUGUGUGAGUGAAAUGUUCAUCUCAGAAGGGAUCCCUGUGCUUUGGAUAUAAUUCAACUUGAAUAAGAUGGCUUGAGAAAUCUUAAAUAAUUAGUGACUAAUAGAGAAGUGAAUACAGGGUAUCAGGUUUUCUCUUGCCAUAUUUCAAAGCUAAUUUCUUACCAAACCUUUAGAUUUGGGGCCAAGCUCAUACUGGCUGUUGGAACUUCUGGGGAGUCCUAAAAAAUCAUGAACAGAAAAGAUCCAAAGCUCCUUGGGAGCUAGAGAAGGGCUUACAACUCUGUUUUAGGCCCUCAGACUAGGAGGCCUAGUCUGGACCUCUUGGGACCACUUUGAAGCAAAUGAUACUGAUUUCAGUAAUACAGCUAGUCUAGUAGCUGGCUGCUUAAAGUGUGUAUGUAGUGGUGGUGGAUAUCACCACGUGCUGUAGGGGAGAAGGAAGAAACAGCAGUCCUUUAAAGAGCUGAUGCCUCCUGAAAGGAAAUGAAUAGGAUUUUACAAUUGCAGGGCUUGAAAUGAACUUUAUGGGACAGAGCCAUAAGCAGGAUUUUUGAAUGAGUAAGACCCUAGAAAUACUUAUGUAACACAAAAUAUCAACCACUGUGGGUGGGGGAUCUUCCAGCUGAGCUUGUGUAUCCUAAAAUGGAAUGGCAAUGUCCUGCCAGAAUAUCAUCAGGGUGUUCAUGUGGAUUCAAGCUGGGGAACAAAGUAUCACUUUGAUCAUUAAUCAUUAAUUCUGUUGAGAUUUUGGCAAAGAGCAGGACUGUACUCAGAAGGAUAAGAGGCAGCUAGGUGGCUUAGUGGAUAGAGUGCUGGGCCUGGAAUCAGGAAGACCUGAGUUCAAAUAUGGUCUCAUCCACUACCUGGAUGAUUCUGUGCAAACCUCUUAGCUUCUAUUUGCCUCAAGUUCCUCUUCUGUAAAAUGAAGAUAAACAUAGCAUUUAUGCAGGUUGUGAAGAUCAAAUAUAAUAUUUGUAAAGUGUUUAGCCUAGUGUUUGGCACAUAGUACUAUGUAAAUGUCAGCUAUUAUUUUCAAAUGUCUCUGGGUCUUGGCUUCUUUUUUUGUAACAUGAGGAAGUUUGGACGAGAUAAUCUCCCUUUCAGCUUUAGUUUUCUUUGGUUUUAGAAUUCUCUAGACCAUAGGAACUAAAGGAAGAGUUCAGAUUUUGUUUUAUCUAAGUGUGUUCCUCUGAAGAAUGCUAUCCUAACUACCCUCCCCAUGCCCUGUCCACUUUUCCUCUUCAUACAUUAAUUAGCUGCUUCCACAUUGGCUCUUUCCUGCCUCGUAGGUGACCUGAGUGAUUCCAGGGUGAGGGGUUAGGUUUCCUUCCCCAUGCCUUUGCCUGCUCUGCUUGCUCUCCUAUCUAUCUGCUCUCCAGGGCCCCAGGUGUUCUUGUCAGCUCCCCUCCUGCCCCAGGCCCCUUAUCAAACAGCUUUCCAGUGUGGUACUCCCCCCACACCUGGCAGCUUUGUCUUGGAUGACCUUCGCCGAUAUUCUGUGGAUCUACGCUACACAGUCCCCCAGCGUGUGGGCUCCGUUCCCAUCUCCACUGUCAUCAUCAGUGCAGCCACUGGCAGCCGUACCAUCCUGCACGCUAACAGAAACUUGCCAGAUGUGUCAGCCAAGGACUUUGAAAAAGUCGACUUAAACCGGUACAAGUGGAUCCACAUUGAGGGCAGGAAUGCAUCUGAACAAGUCAAGAUGCUGCAGCGGAUAGAGCAGCACAACAAGAGGCUUCCCCGAGAACAGCAGAUCAGGACAUCUGUGGAGGUGGAGAAACCCAGAGAAGAGUUAUAUCAACUCUUUGCCUAUGGGGAUGUGGUUUUUGUCAGCAAGGACGUGGCCAAGCACAUGGGGUUUCAGUCAGCAGCUGAAACCCUAAAGGGAUUGUACAGCCGUGUGGGGAAAGGGGCUGUGCUAGUAUGUGCAUGGGCAGAGAAGGGAGCAGAUGCCUUGGGCCCCGAUGGACGGCUCCUGCACUCUGAUGCCUUCCCACCACCCCGAGUGGUGGACACCCUGGGGGCCGGAGACACCUUCAAUGCCUCUGUCAUCUUCAGCCUUUCCCAGGGGAAAAGCAUGCAAGAAGCAUUGACUUUUGGUUGCCAAAUAGCAGGCAAGAAGUGUGGGAUACAAGGCUAUGAUGGAAUCGUGUGAAGGCAUCAGACAUCAGAGGGCACAGCCUCAGCCGGCUCUAGGGGACUAAGGGAGCCAGGGCAUUGCUGCAUGUCUCUGCUUGCUUUGGUGUCACGGCCAUCCAUCUAACAGAGCAGAUACAGCCAAGGCUGGAGCUCUUUAGCCCCACCACAUCUCGGUUCUCAGCUAUCUCCCUCUUUAAACCAAAUAAACAUUCUAUCAAUCCAGUA